AUGCUGCACAAAUACCUCUGCCCGGCAUUGACUUCAUGGCCUUUAUUGAGGGAGGAAAGUGAAGGGUUUUGGGGCCUGGAGAGAGAGAAGAACAAGUGGGUUUUGAUAACUGAGAGAAUUGGGUUGUUCCAUGGAGCAAUGGAGUGGAGAGACGACACCACCUGGGUUGGUAAAAAGCCCAUCAGACGAAUCGGUGGCAUGUCCGAUGCCCUCUCCAUCGCUGCCGAACUCGGAUUUUCCGUUGCCCCACCCCCUUCUCAGGAAGAACUUCAGAGCUUAUCCACUACUGGUGGCGAAAAGGGUGAUGACUUGAUUAGAGUUUUAAGGGAACUAACUGCAGUACAAAGAAAAAUAGCUGAUCUACAAGUGGAACUUCAGGGUCGCAAGGAUGAUAAAAACGUGGCGCAUUUGACGCAUGUCAGUGAAAUGGAAAAGAAGAUUGACACAUUAUCAAGGAUUACUACCAUACUGAAGGAUGUCAUUCAGAAUAAGGAUCGUAUUAUAUCUCGUCUUCAACAACCAUAUUCACUGGAUUGCAUACCAGUAGAAGCAGAAUAUCAGAAACAAUUUUCAGAGUUGCUGAUGAAGGCCGCUAGCGAUUAUGGUGCUUUGACAGCUUCAGCUGCAGAUUUCCAAUGGAGUCAGAACUUUAAGGAGUCUCCUUCAGUGUGGGGGGAAAUGUUACGGCCUAUUCCUGUUGCCUUAGCAUCCUGCACCCGAUUCUUUGAAGCCAUGUCUGCCAUGAGAGAAUCGUUUGCUACCCUUCAAAAUUUGAGAGUUGGCCAUUUAGGUCAAGAUUCUUCACAGAGAGUAUUUGGGGAUUCGGAAUUUGUGACUCCUCCCUGGAGAAAUGAGUCAAGCUUUGAUGACUUGGCAAUCAAAACUGUGAGGAGACAAGAACUUGAGCAGCAAGAAGCAGAUGAUGGAAGUAGCGAUGUGGGUGACGUUCAUCAAGUCGAUGACACAAGCCAUAGGAGAUUAUCUUGGCCUCCAUCAGUUAAACACGAUGGUAUUUAA
Molecule: messenger RNA, 1017 nt
Organism: Dovyalis caffra
Lineage: Eukaryota; Viridiplantae; Streptophyta; Magnoliopsida; Malpighiales; Salicaceae
Source: the annotation of a GenBank genome assembly